UGGCUCAAGCCACCCGAAAGUCAUUGACAGGUUGGCACCCGCUGAGAAGCGACGCAGACGAUCUGACCACUGCCAGAAGGGCUGCGCGACUCCACAGCGAUGUCACUCCCCGUGGUGUGCGCUGUCGCCUUCUCAGUCAUGUAUUCUGGUUUUCUUUUUAUCUGGACGGUAGUGCACGGCAUCGUGGAGCACCGACCCUAUCCAGAGACAACGAGGCUCGCAUUCUUCCUCAUUGUUGUGACGCUCACCACAGUGGAACUACACCAUGUCUGGAUCGGGCGCAUGUGCGGUUGGAUGGCCUGGGUCAUCCUUGUCGGCAACAUCUGGGGGUUACUAGACGCCGUGCUGCGGUUCCCCGUAGUCCCCAACUUGAGGUCGUUCUUCACCCUGAAGCAGUGCCUCAUCGCGACCUUCAAGGUCGUCUGUUUUCGAUACAGCUUCGAGCCCCUUAUCGUCGAGAAUAUGAUGUGGCUUCUUGCCCUUCUCAUCGUCAACGCCUGGCUUCCGAUUAUGUACGUGGCGGCGUUGCCCUUCGGCGACGCGGUGGAGCAGCGGCUGGCGGCCCACGACGUCGUCAACGUCGACUUGGCUCUACGCAUCAUCGGGCCUGCCACGAGUCAGCAACGGAGGCUCGAUAGCUACAGAACCCUGAAGAGAGGGGCUCGCAGGGCGGCUGCGGAUGUCGCAUGGAUAUCAGAGAAGCUCGUCAGCCUCAGCUUCCAGACCCAGCGGAGCCCGCUCUUGAAGAGCACCCGCAUCUUAAGGUGCGUGUAGAAGCACGAAGACUGGUGCUACCGACAUGGGUAUGGAACAUGGGUACGUAGCACCCCGCAGGUGCGGAUAAGAGUGAG
Messenger RNA from Prorocentrum cordatum, 851 nucleotides. Lineage: Eukaryota; Dinophyceae; Prorocentrales; Prorocentraceae. The record is from the annotation of a GenBank genome assembly.